UUUUUACAUAUGUUCACAUGUGUAAAUAAAAGAGAAUUGUUCUGUUCAUUGUUUAUUUCUUUUGUGGAACUUACAAUUUUACAUGAAACAUUAAACAUAUACAACAUAUAGGCCUACAAUCAUUUUUUCAUCAUGUAAAUUAAAUGUUUUUACAUUAAAAAGCCUUUUCAAAAAGGGGGAAGAGUAAAAGAAACUAACUCACAUACUCAAAUCAAACCAUAAAAUAUUUGAACAUACAAAACAGAUCUAUGAUCCAUUCAAAUUUUGUCUUUAGUUGCUAACGAUAUAAAACUAACAUUACAUAGUUUAACCAUACAUAUUUUGGUCCAGUGUCCCGUCGUCGCCGGCAGUGAAGCAUGUCAAAACCCAAUAGAAAGUCAUAAAACUUUAAAAUGCACACACAAACGUCAGCUGUCUGUCACACAGCCGCUAGCCAUGUAACAACGCUCGGCUCAUUGUUGCCACGUCUGGGAUUGGGAUACUUUUACACUUGUGCUGUGAUUACGCUACUUUUGGGAUGGUUUUGUUGCGCAGACCUGGCAACCCUCCACUCCAAAGCCCCACCCCUUUCAUGCACUCCAAAGUGCACAGCCCCUGAAUUGGGACACAGCUAAUGACUCAGCUGAAGUGCGCAACGAAAGUGUGCAUGCAGCAGGCUCCUUUGCCACUCAUUCUGGCUGAGGGGGCAUGUUCCGGCGGGAAAGUGACGUCAAUGCAUACCCUCUAUACUAUGCAUAAUAAUGUACAUUGAAGUUUAAACUGCUAUGUCCAUAUCAAUAUGCGCAUGUUUGAAAUCAGGGCUUCGCACCUCUGACAUUAGGGAUUAUCAUUCCCAACAUGGCACUUAAAGCUUAAAGCUCAUUCUGUGUCACUUUGUGUCUUUAAGUUCCUGUUAAGGAGACAAAAUGGAAGCUGAAAUCAACAAUCGGCAAAAAAUGGACUGAUAAAGAGAGAACAGAAAUGGCAAAUUCUGCUUUAUCAGCAGUUUUCCAUUGUCUAGAAAAAAGAGAUGCGCUGAAAGAAGAUCAUCAGAAUAUUAAUGCUGCAGCGCUGCAGACAGAGGAAGAGACACUGACUGAGGAGAACGGCGUGCAAAAGGAGGAUUUGAGCAAACAGAUGAGUGAACACGAGAACAUGAGACUCCUAGUGAACACAGUGAUGGAAACCAGUAAACAAGAGGAAAAGGAAGCCAAACCAGAAAAUAAAAUAAAACGUCUGAGUGAUCAACAACCAGGAUGUUCAGAUCAGAAAUUACCGGACAAUGAUGUCAAAGUGUGCAUAUUUCGGUCUGGAAAAACAAAUAACGCAGAUAAGGAAUUUACUGACUUUCUGAAAAACAGAAUUCUGAAUCUGAGGGAAGUUUCUACAGUGGAAGAGAGUAACAUUAUUUUGGUUUUCUGUCCUGCUGUUUCCCGAACUCGGACUGAUAUUGAAGAAGCACUUAAAAGAUUCAGUGGCAAGACAGACUCCCAGCUGGCUGUUCUAGUGGUGCUUCAUCACACAUUUGACCCAGAGAAAACUGUAACAGACAGCAGCAGAUGUGUUACCAGGACAGACAUACUCACAGUGGAUUGUCUGUUCUUUGAGGAUGAAGGAUUACUGAAGUGUCAGAAGAAUUCAGAUGCAUUUGGCAAAGUUGAGCAUUGGUUAAAACAGCAGUGGUGGAAAACAGGUGCCAAAAUAUCUCACUGUCAAAGGCCUGGACAUAUCCAAAAUGAAAGCCCACACAAAUCAAAUAAGCUACAGAAUAAAGGUGAAUCUCAGCAAACGGUGAGAAAGAGGCAGAGAGAGGAGAACAUUUCUAGUAAAAAGGGGGUCAAAGUGUGCUCCAUUUUGGCUGGAAAGACAAAUAACUGUGACAAGGAAUUUAUCACCACUCUGGGAAAAAAAAUUGAGAUUCUGGGAGAAGUUGCUACAGUGGAAGAGAGUAACAUUAUUUUGAUUUUCUGUCCUAUUGUUUCUCGAACUGGAACUGACAUUGAAGCAGCACUGAACAAAUUCAGUUACUCUACAGACACUAAGCUGGCUGUUCUAGUGGUGCUUCAUCACACAUUUGACCCAGAGAAAACUGUACCAGACAGCAGCAGAUGUGUUACCAGGACAGACAUACUCACAGUGGAUUGUCUGUUCUUUGAGGAUAAAGGAUUACUGAAGUGUCAGAAGAAUUCAGAUGCAAUUGACAAAGUUGUGUAUUGGUUAAUGGAACAGGGGAGGAAAAUGGGUGUCAAAAUAUAUCCACAUAAAAACAAUUCAACCAACAAAUCAAUCUGGCAAUUCUUUCCCAGAAUUUGGCAGUGAGGAUCAGUACUCGCUUGUCACUCUGUCCACCAUUGCUUACUGCAACGCUAAAUGAUUAUUAGCUAUUAAAGUGUGAAUAUAGGUUUAUAUAAAGUGUGCAAAUAAAAAAGUCUGAUUAUUAUAAACCAUUUAUGUGAUGUGAAUGAAGUAAAAGUCUACUCUAUAGAGAUCAUGUUAUGUACCGAUGAAUUAUAUCCGUUUUUGCAUUUCUCUUCUAAUAUUUGCCUGAAACCUAAGAGAUAUAAAGCAUUAUAGAAAUAAUUAGGGUGUAUAGCUAUUAAAUGGGUGUUUUAUUGUUUACGCAAAUUUUCCCUAGUGGUCAAAGGUGUUUGUUCCACCAGUUCAAAAUACAUUCAUUUUCUUGACAGGUUACCAUUGUGACUCCAGACUUAACUGCAAAUUAUUGUGUAAUAAACAUUCAUUUUCAUUUUGUUACUUUAUGCUAUUUUACUUUUAAUAUUGUCUUUUUAUCUAGAGGUGAAAGCUGUAUCCAACUAUAGCUUUUGUAGAUGGAUGCUAAAUUGAAUAUGGAAAAUGCUGGCAAUAGUCAAGUCAGAAAGGGAAAUCAUUUGAGAAGUUACAUUGAGGCUAGAUGUUAGCUUUAAAAUGUGACUUGACACCAUCUCUUAAAAAUAAUACAUUCUCUAGGUGCAUCCCAAUUUGCGUACUUAUGCAGCAUUCUGUGACGUUUUUAAGUAAAAAUAGUGCGAGUAGUGUGUUCACACAGAAAAUUCCAAAAAAAAAAGUGCACUUUAAAUACCCGGAUGAAGCUUUAAAUUAACGGAAAAAAUUAAGUGUGGAAUGUUGGACACUUCAUGCACUCAACUGUCGCAGCUUUAAUUACGUUGCGGAGGGGGAGGGGGAUCAGAUGUUGAUGUUUAAUGACAAAAUAACCUUAUAAAAUUUACAUACUACAUGGAUGAGUACAUAGUGCAUAAGUACAUAGUGAAUAAGUGCAUAGUGUGUCAUUUGGGACGCAACUUCUCUUUAUCUGUAGGCCUAUACCGCUCAGUCAUGUCUUUUAAAGAUAUUCCUUUUAAGUUAUCUGUGAAGGGUUUAAUUAUUAUUGUUUAAAUGUAAAGGUACUUUAAAAGUGGAGUGUCAAGUAAUCAUUAGUGAAGGGCCAAUUUUUCAAACAAUUUUUAUAGAUGAAUAAACACACCUGCAAAUAAGACACAGUCACCAAAAUCAAAACUCCACAGCACACUGAUAUAUACAACCUGUAUUUAUGAAGUAGUGCAGAUAUCAGUACAUAAAUUAUUUAAUGUUUAAUUUCAGCUAUACAAGUGAUCUGCUCAUUCCACUCAUUUCUCUAUCAUCAUCCAAACCCAGUGCUUUGCUGAAGAUUGAAACCCUUUUGAUAAACAUGCACAGCUGUUGCAUAGAAAUCACCUCUAUAUUCUCUUUCAUGCAACUUAAUAGUGUUUUUCUUUGAUGUAAUGUGUGAACUUUGAAUAAAGAAGGGCAACCCACACUGUCUAUUUUAGGGCUUUUUUUUUUUUUUUUUUCAUUCUUUCAGAAAUGAAUUAAAAUAUAAAGACUUGCUGGUGAGGUCAAGCUGGGGAGAUAAGUGAGUGGCACUGCUAAAGAAACAAAGGAAGGUUUAGCAAACCAAAAACUGACCACAUGGUCUAAAAAUUACUUACACAUAUGCAGUGUAGUGACUCUGUCUAUCAACAUUUCUGGGUUAAUCGAAGAGUUCAGUUAUUUAAAAAAAAGUUAUUUUAGCACUGCAGUGAAAUCGCAACACUGACCAUAUGUGGCAGCUUUAGGAAAUGCAGGGAUCAUGGUGUAGUGCUUCCCAGUGUCUUUUUUAAUACUCCAGAUUGUUGUUUGGGGAGAAAUUGUGCUUUUUGCAGGUAGACCAUAGUCAAUGUCACUCUGAAACAAAUGUUGCAUAUGUACAAGAGUAUGAAAGUGAAGUCAGAUGAGUUUAAAUUUUUUGGCUUGCCUUUUUUUUUUUGUGGCUAUGCUUUGAGAGGGGGACUUGGUUGACUGGUUGUCAGGAGUGAAUUUGCUUCAGCAAAGAUAAGAGAGAGACAUACAGAGCAACAUUUUGGUAACAGACAUUCAUUCAAUCACAUUUAUCAAACACAGAUACAUAGUGCAAAACAAGUUUAGACCCCAUUUAUGCAGUUUCUAUGACAUUAUAAUCAAAGACAUCCAGAUUUGACCCAUACCAAGUCUAAGCCAGUCCAGAGGGUGUGUGACUGUUUUUGGCUGUCAUAAGGGGCUGUUUUGUGUCAUGUGACCGUAGGAACUAACUACUUCUGAAAGCAAAUGCACAUAAUCAGCUCAGCAGCCAACAUGCAGGUCAAUAUUUGCAUGUUUAACUGGAGCUGAUCGGGGUCAAGCGUCUGUAAGAAAUGCUUUCUGUGAUCAAAACUAAUUGAAUUCAUAAAUGCAAGUUUUAUCUGAAACAUACUGAAUGUAAUACUGGAUGAAGUGCCUGCAUCUGCUUAUUACAUGCAUUCAUAAGGCACCCACAGUGAGAAAAAACUGUCACAAAAAACCCAUCAGACGAGUCCUAAUGUUUUUUAUCUUCCAAGCAGAAGUUUGUUGACAGUGUUAGAUUAUAAUGAAUGUGAUUAUUCACAGAUUUAGAUUCACAGGGCUAGUUUCUACAAGGUCUAAUGUCAAGUUCAGACAUUGGUCUUAGUUUGAAUAUGAUGCUGUUGCAUAGACAAUGAGGCCAGUCAGAGUUUAAACUCAGAAGAUAAAAUUUUUGUGGUGAAAACAGAGCCAGAGAGGAAAAGCUUGACCUCACCAAAAUGAUUUACAACGUAAAAUAAAGCUGUAUAGGACCAUCAGUACAAACAAGUGGAAAAAAACACCUUAAAAACAGACAAAUUGUAAUGUUUAUUAACGAUUCUUGUUUACUAUGAUAUUUUUGUUUGUAUCAUAUCUGUGUAAAUAUAAUUUGCACAUAUAUAUUUCAACUAUUUUAGGGGGAAAGUCAUUGUCUUUGUCAAUAUUAAUUGCAACUGCUGUCAGGAAACAGUUCUCUUAACAUCUAAAUUAAACACAAAAGUAUUUUAAUGGUGAUUUCUUUUUUUUUUUUACAAGGAUCCUGAUCUUUC
Ctenopharyngodon idella (grass carp) is the source of this 5378-nucleotide messenger RNA. RefSeq lists its product as uncharacterized. The coding region runs from base 961 to 2298 and encodes 445 amino acids. The record is from RefSeq and is a predicted model, not a curated record. Lineage: Eukaryota; Metazoa; Chordata; Actinopteri; Cypriniformes; Xenocyprididae. The transcript is spliced from 12 exons.